Messenger RNA from Plectropomus leopardus (leopard coralgrouper), 253 nucleotides. NCBI's taxonomy places the organism in Eukaryota, Metazoa, Chordata, Actinopteri, Perciformes, Serranidae. The record is from RefSeq and is a predicted model, not a curated record.
CGGGACAACAUGGCAGAAGAAGCUCCAGCUCCAGCCGCCGCCGCUCCGGCCAAAGCAGCCAAGAAGAAGGUUUCCAAACCGAGGAAGGCCGGUCCCAGCGUCAACGAGCUGCUCGUUAAAGCUGUGGCCGCAUCCAAGGAGCGGGGCGGCGUGUCUUUGGCCGCCCUCAAGAAGGCUUUAGCUGCCGGAGGAUACGAUGUGGAAAAGAACAAAGUCCGCGUCAAGACCGCCAUCAAGUCUCUGGUGGCGAAGG